Pan troglodytes (chimpanzee) is the source of this 105-nucleotide messenger RNA. RefSeq names its product HR upstream open reading frame (gene HRURF). The transcript has a single exon. The record is from RefSeq and is a predicted model, not a curated record. Bases 1 to 105 code for a protein of 34 amino acids. Lineage: Eukaryota; Metazoa; Chordata; Mammalia; Primates; Hominidae.
AUGGCGCAACCUACGGCCUCGGCCCAGAAGCUGGUGCGGCCGAUCCGCGCCGUGUGCCGCAUCCUGCAGAUCCCGGAGUCCGACCCCUCCAACCUGCGGCCCUAG